AUGUCCGACGAGCUUACCGAGGCCUUCACCAAUGUCACGCUCAACUCCGAGCCCGCGGCCACCGAGCCGCCCAGCGCCGCCGGUGCCACCGACGCCGACAAGCCUUCCGAGACCACCACCAUGGCCUUCCUCGGCCAAAAGGAGCGCCGCCGCUCCAGCGCCGUCAAGAUGUUCCUCGGGGACUACCUGAGCCUUGCCUCGAACGCCAACAUCAUCAAGGUCCUGGCCCGCCACCGCGACCAGAAGAUCACCUUCUCCGACAUCGUGGUCAAGAUCAACAAGCGCAACAAGAUGCAGGAGCGCAUCCUCCUCCUGACCGAGGAGGCCAUCUACAACAUCGACCCCACCAACCACAAGGUCAAGCGCCGGAUCGCCCUGCGCGAGCUCGGCGGCGUCCGGCUGUCCUGCCUGCCGGACAACUUCUUCUGCCUCCAUGUUCCCAGCGAGUACGACUACCUCAUGGUCUCCAACCGCAAGACCGAGAUCGUCACCAAGCUCAUGGAGAGCUAUCGCGAGUUGACCGGCGGCGACACCCUGCCGGUGGCCUUCGCCAACACCUUCGACUACCGCAUCGACACCGAUGUCUAUCGCGACAUCACCUUCUCCGAGGUGGAGGGCGGCGUCAGCACGCAGAUCUUCGCCAAGAAGAAGGAGCCCAAGAACUCCCGCCGGUAA
Fonticula alba is the source of this 675-nucleotide messenger RNA. RefSeq lists its product as hypothetical. Gene Ontology annotation, cellular component: myosin complex. Bases 1 to 675 code for a protein of 224 amino acids. The transcript has 3 exons. NCBI's taxonomy places the organism in Eukaryota, Rotosphaerida, Fonticulaceae. Gene Ontology annotation, molecular function: cytoskeletal motor activity. The record is from RefSeq and is a predicted model, not a curated record.